CAUGGAGUGUCUGGGUACAAAAAGAUUAUGAUAGAUGAUCGAACCCAUUUCUGGCGCUGGCGCGCUGCGGAAGCCGCGCGCGGUUUCGAGCCCUGAUUGCCUUCGCGUGCCGCGUCGGAAGAGCGUCGCUCCUCAUCGUGGCCGGAACUGGGCCGGACGAACUCCGCGGACAUUGGGUUCAAGCCCGGCGGGGAGCGGGAUCAGCAGGCCAGGUCUGGCAUCGGUGGCGGUGGCGAUCAGGUCCCAAAGCAGCAUGCAAUCGGGAGCCUCCAGGAGCAGGAGUCGCCGGCACAAGAAGAGGCGGGAGAAGAAGACCAAGGAUCGACGGAGAGGAGGCGACGACUCGUCCGCGUUCUAUCCUGCCUUUGGAUAUGGAGGCCCGUGGCACAUGCCCUAUGGACCCGUAGACGAUGGGGUGGAUGUGAAGGUGAGUUCCAAGUUCCUGACACGGAACGACUAUUGUCAAACCUUCAUCGACACGGGACUUCGCCCGCAGAACUUCAUCCGGGAUUUGGAUUAUCAAAAUCGAUAUUCGGAAUAUCCCAAGAUCCAGCGCUUGAUCAAGCUUAAGGACAACAUCUUGGCGAAGCGAGCCUCUCCGGGGAUGUUCCUGAAGUGCGACUUGAAGACCUUCGACUUGGCGAGCCUGGGCACCAAGUUCGAUGUGGUGCUUCUGGACCCGCCUUGGGAAGAGUACCAGACGCGGGUGGCUGGCAUGUACGUGCCUGAUGAGGACCUCUCCACAUGGACGCUGGACGAGCUCAAGGCGUUGAAGGUGGGUGAGGUGGCUGAUCACCAGUCCUUUGUUUUCCUCUGGUGUGGCGAGACGCACCUCGAGCACGGCCGGGAGCUCUUCAAGAAGUGGGGCUUCCGACGAAUCGAGGACAUUUGCUGGGUCAAGACGAACCGGCAAGCAGAGUUGGACCAGCGUGGCUCCGUGAAGCAGCAAAGUGUGAUGUACGGUGACAGCUCCAUCAUCCAGCGGACCAAAGAGCACUGCCUGGUGGGAGUGAAGGGCACAGUGAAGCGCUCCGUGGACACGCAUUUCAUCCAUGCCAACUGUGAUGUCGAUCUCAUCAUGGAGGAGGAGAAGAGCUUCGGCUCCACUGCCAAGCCCAUCGAGCUCUAUGAGACCAUCGAGCACUUCUGCCUGGGUCGAAGGCGUUUGGAGCUCUUCGGCCGGGACCGGAACCUCCGAGAUGGAUGGUUGACCUUGGGCAACGGCCUCACCACGGACAAUUGGGACAAAGAGACCUAUCUCAAGUGGUUCGAGGGCGAUGUCCAAUGGCCCGAGGUGGAAGACUACAAGGGUGGUCGCCUACUGGGGAGCAACCCCGAGAUCGACACCCUGAGGCCUAAGAGCCCCGUGCGCCCAGGACGCAAGCGGUCGAGGUCGUUGUCCCCGCGCCGGCGCAUGGCUGGAGGCCCCAGCAGUGGAGCUGGUGGCUGGCGAGCCGCGCGUGCGAGCCGCGACUACGACUACGAGGAGGAUGAGAAGCCGCUGCCUGAGGAUUUGGGUGAGAUGGCUCCGCCCAUUCCAAAGGAGGACGAUUGAGGCCCGUUCAGUGCCUCACUGGUGCGUCAAAAACGGGACCUCGACGUGCGAAACAACGGGCGAUGCUGCGGAGUCGUGGACGGGGUCAGUGCCACGAGGAUGAGUUGUAUCUGUCAAGAAGCACGGGUUCGUCAAGGGAAUUUGCAGUAAGAUACUGUAGGUGCGUCUUGGAAUGACCACAAGUUUGAUG
This is a messenger RNA of Durusdinium trenchii, 1745 nucleotides long. NCBI's taxonomy places the organism in Eukaryota, Dinophyceae, Suessiales, Symbiodiniaceae. The record is from the annotation of a GenBank genome assembly.